CUCUUAUCACACCCCAAAUCCUAUUUAAAUCGGCGAUGCCACCAGCCAUUCGUCGUGGUCCAAAAUGAAGUUCCUUGCAGUUCUUUUCGUCUCCUUCUGCGUGUACACUCAGUGUACCGGAGAUCUCGCCCAUGAACAAGCCGUAACAGCGUGUGAGCAGCAGUCAGGAGUUACCCCAGAGAUUUUAGCCGAGAUGCAAGCACAUAAAUUCGACAACCCCAAACUAGGAGCUUAUAUACACUGUGUCCAAAAAGUGGUGAAAUUCCAAAACGAAGCAGGCGAGUUGCAGGUCGACAAUAUCAAAGCCAAGCUGAAGAAAGAUGGACACAAUGACGCCGUUAUACAACAGGUGGAAGAGCAGUGUUGCCACAACAAAGAUACUCCCGAAAAGACCGCCGUGGAAUUUACUAAAUGCAGCUGGAAUCUGUUGCAUCCGAAAAAGCAUCAUUAAGUCCGUUGUGAGGAAAGUUCGUGUGUAAUUAUUUUGUUAUUUUUCUCGAGAAAACUUUAUUAUACCACAAUAUAACAAAA
Zophobas morio is the source of this 531-nucleotide messenger RNA. RefSeq names its product B1 protein-like. The record is from RefSeq and is a predicted model, not a curated record. Bases 65 to 451 code for a protein of 128 amino acids. The transcript has 2 exons. Gene Ontology annotation, molecular function: odorant binding. NCBI's taxonomy places the organism in Eukaryota, Metazoa, Arthropoda, Insecta, Coleoptera, Tenebrionidae.